Messenger RNA from Pelagomonas calceolata, 657 nucleotides. NCBI's taxonomy places the organism in Eukaryota, Pelagophyceae, Pelagomonadales, Pelagomonadaceae. The record is from the annotation of a GenBank genome assembly.
GGUUCAGCCAAAAGUAGACGAGCUCUGAGCUGACGCACCCGCACGAGUGGACUGCGACGGUGUGCUGCGCCGUUAUAUCACCAGCAGCGACUCAUCAAAACCCACAAAUGGGAGAUGCAGCCCUCCUGCACGACAGCACCCUCGCCUGCCUCGGAGACGCGGAGCUGCGAAGCGUUGCGCUGGUUAGUAAAGAGGGGAGGAAACACUCGAUUGCAUUCAUGUCUGUCGCAACGUACAAAUGCGUGGGCGUAACGGGGGAAGCAACGCUGGCACCACUACAGCUCGUCGACCGCGAAGACGACGCGCGGCGCGGGGCCUGCCGGUGCGCGCCGUCGCUGUCCGUUGAACAGCUGCGUAGCCGCAUCGCUCGCGCUGUCGGCCGCGACGCGUCCGGAAUCAAUCUAAGAAUACUGGCUCCACGCGAACGAACGCUCGAGAAGCUGCGCGACGGCACGCGGCUCGGCGACUACCUCCCAACGGCGGUGCUUCCGUCCCGGCUAAUGCUGUCCGUCAUCGUGACGGAAAGGAUCGUGGUGGCGGAUUUUGACUACGACAGUGAUGAGACAGACAUUUCGCGCUUCGAUCCCGAUGUUUAUGCGGACGCGCAGGCGCCCUGGAGGAACCACUAGCCUUUUUGUUGUAAAGAACUUGCUUGUG